Molecule: messenger RNA, 6380 nt
Organism: Dunckerocampus dactyliophorus (ringed pipefish)
Lineage: Eukaryota; Metazoa; Chordata; Actinopteri; Syngnathiformes; Syngnathidae
Gene: fam168a
Product: family with sequence similarity 168 member A
Exons: 8
Coding region: 226-909 (227 amino acids)
Biological process (GO): positive regulation of base-excision repair
Source: RefSeq, a predicted model, not a curated record
CCCCACUCGGCGGCCGUGUCUGUGGCGGAUCACAGUGUCUCGCUGGGCCCACUCAACGCAGCUCCAGCGCAGCCAGUCCGCACCGACCCGAAGCAGAGAGUCCACGCCAGAGAAAAGACGAGCACAUCAUUUACGCAACACACGGUGGAAUCUUGUUUUCUUCGACAGAGUGACGCUGAUUUGCAUAUCCACUUCCACUCCUUCCUCAUUUGCAUACAGCAAGAAAUGGCGAGCGGGCAUCCCACAGACAAAUUCAGUUUCAUGUAUCAACCAGACACGCACAAGAGCAAAAACAGGUUGUCUUCAGCCAUGAAUCCAGUCUACAGCCCUGUCCAGCCUGGCACCCCCUACGGAAACCCCAAAAACAUGGCCUUUACAGCAGGCUAUCCAGGGGGUUAUCCUACUACGGCACCCACAUAUACGCCAAACCUCUAUCAAACAGGAAGUCCUGGGUAUCCACCUGGAUAUACUGCAGCGGGUACCCCUUACAAAGUGCCCCCCACUCAGUCAAAUGGAGCACCCCCUCCCUACACCCCAACCCCUACCCCAUACCCGACAGCUAUGUACCCCAUCCGCAGUGCCUACCCACAGCAGAACUUGUACACACAGGGUGCAUAUUAUACCCAACCAGUGUAUGCAGCUCAGCCCCAUGUGAUCCAUCACACCACUGUGGUGCAACCAAACAGCAUCCCCUCCACGGCCCUCUACCCAGCCCCAGUCCCCGUACCCGCUCCUCGUAACAACGGCAUGGCUGCCAUGGGGAUGGUAGCCGGGACAACCAUGGCCAUGAGUGCAGGGACCCUGCUGACAACGCCCCAGCACCCCCCUAUCGGAGCACACCCCGUUACUGUGCCCACCUACAGGCCCCAGGGGACACCCGGGUACAGCUACGUGCCACCCCACUGGUAGAGCCCACCCAUUUAUAUCUGGAGUCCACCAUCAUAUGCAACUGCUCCCGGUAACCAUGGGAACUCUGCACCACGUCUGCAGAACAAAAACUAAAGUGCAACAGCCACUUUAAUAUCAUUCUCUUACAUUUUUACAAAAGCUGCUUUUAUUUUUUUAAUUGUUUUUUUUCCCCUCUGUUCUUUUGCCAACCAGUCAUCACCUUGUUUUGGUUUUUUUUUUUAAAGACUUUUUUUCUGUCUCUUACUUUCUUUUGCUGUCUCUUUCUUUGGAACUCCAGAAGGACGCUUGACCAAUAACGGGUGUUGGUCAACCCUAUUUGUGUGUGUGUGUGUGUGUGUGUGUGUGUGUGUGUGUGUGUGCGUGCGUGUGUGUGGUCCUGCCUGCUGCUCAGUUGGCUGGAAAAUAUUGCGCACUUACUCCCUCAAUAUCAUCUCCAUCAACCAUUGCAAAGACCUAUUGACUUAUGCUGCCAAAUUUUUUUAACAACUAGAUAUCAGCACAGAGUUUUACACACCAAUUUUAAUUUAGUUUUAUGCAGGUUGUUUUUUCGUCUUCCAUUUUAGUUGUUACCAUUCACAUUCUCUGUUCCUUUUCAACCAACAGUUCCUUUUCACCAUUUUUCUCAUCUGCUUUGUUUCACUUUUAAUCCAACCUCACUUGUCUUCCGGCACCUCACUGUCUUGUGAGUCUGUCACUCUUGUCUCCAUGUGUGUUCUAUCUAUAUUGCUCUCAGCAGUGCACUUACCACGCAGGCAUAAUUUCUAGUGUACACAUGGGCACCACCUACUUCAUGCUACAUACCGUGCAGGCUAGUAUGUUGUGACACUGUUGAUGAAUAUAGUUCAAGAGCAUUUUUUGGGGGAGAGGAGUCAUGCUAUUUAUGUUGUAAGCUUAGGUCAAUACGUUCAGCAAAGGUUAGAAUAGUCACAAUAACCGCGUCAACAAGGCGUGUGGUCGUGCAACACACUCCCUCACACGGGGGCUCCUGUGGUGGGCAACAACACGACCACCUAGUGGCACUUACUGUACAGUCCUGCCAGUUACAAUGUUAUUGAUCAACAACACAAUAAAAUCCACGUUUUUUAAGGAUAGCAUGCGAAUAAAGGAGUUAAAAGGGAUUGUGUUGGUUGAUGAUGCAUUCAUUGCGUAAGAUGUUUGGCUUUGUGCCAUGUCACCUGCAAGGGACAGUCAUAUUUCGCAUCAACAGCGUGGUCUCGUUACCUCACCCAGAGGAGGACCAAUAACCAAACACUCAUUUAAGCGGCAACUUCAACAGGCGCGAUGAGGCCACGUGAUGCUUGUUCGAGUCAAAUUAGAUCAAAAACAGGUCAACUUAGAGGGCACUCACAGGUGACUGUUUAUGUUGGCAAGAACAUCUGACUUUCACGUGUUAAGCCCAAAAUGAAUAAUCACUUUGAUUCAAACUUUAGAGUUAGUGGGUUUUUAUUUGUUGAAUUGGCUGCAAGUGACACAACAAAGCGACACGUGACUGUAAAACGUCGUGUUAAGAGAGAGUUUUAUAUUAUGUAUAUGCACCUCCAUGCUAGAAAUGACCACAAUCCUUUUAGAAUGGUGCGAAAGAUUGUCUUUUCUCACAACUCUGAUAAGAUCAAGGAUAUGCAUACUGCUACUAAUAAGAAUAAUAAUUAAAAAGGCAGACGUUUGCCACUUUCUCCCACGUUUCCAACUAAAACUCGCUUAAAACAGCAUAUUUAGACAUCGUUAUGAGUGAUUUUGCCUUUAACUACUUUUAACUGAAUGAUGCAGUCUAACCUUUAAAAUGAAAUUCUGUGCUGCUGCCAAAUGAAAACCAUGCACAAUAUGUGGGAAAAGUUUAAAAAAAAGGAAAAAAAACUUGCUUUUCAAUGGACAUUAACACUUACACAAUCUUUAUUUUUAGUGUUUGGUCAUUGGUUCUCGGCUUGAGGACAGACAGUGGGAAGGUGUUAAAGUUUAGAUCCAUGGCAUUUUCAGUAAUCACUGGGGAACAAAAAGAUGAGGUGGGUGACUUUGUAAUGAGCAUUUACAGAAGAAGUAUGUCGAUGACGAGGCUUGAUAUUGCAAUAAAAUAUGAGGGAAUGCCUCAAACUAUCUCUUUAAAAAAAAAUCCAGGCUCUAUAAGCAGCCUUAAUAAUGACCAUUACAUAUAAGAAGAGUAGAACAUAUCAACAAUUUGGAUACUGAAUAGGUUUGUGAGGAACUAUUGCACAAAAUUAAACAAGAUACAUAACUUAAUGGCUAUAAUUUAAUGCUAAGUAAGUAACCAGGUACUUAGGCUUUUUAGUGCAAGAGUGAGGAAGACGCUAUUUAUAUUGUAAUUAAAAAAUAAAAACAAAGUGGAGUGUUUGAGGUAUUCUUCGUCCACAUGUUUGUACACUAGAGCGUUAAUGCUCAAGAAAUAUUGCAUAAAGCUGCUGUCAGAUGAAAACCAUAUCUAUUUUUUUUAUUUUAUUUUUAACCUUUUUUAGUUUAUGUGCCUGAUUUUAAAGCAAACAAAAAAAUAGAUUUUUCUUGUGACAGCAGUAAUGUCAUUAGUCUUAAGGAUUUAUUUAACCUACAGUAUUUCUCAAUUAAACUUUUUUUUGUUUGUUCACUCUGGUCAAUUCAACAUAAUGGGUAUGCAUAAUAUUCAGGUGUCUAACUAUAGCAUCGGAGCUCUUAAGUUAAAAAAAAAGCAGUAUAUUUAUACAGCAAGUGGUACAGUAAUGUAUUUCUAGCUAAGCAUGGUUGCAUCAGUGUGGCAGCUACUGUUUGUGCUUUAGGUAUUUGAUUUGAGCUCCUCCUUUUAAAUGUAUUUGUCCUCCACAUAACCUGACUGAGGCAAGGGGGCUUGGGGUGCACGUCUGGGUGUGUAAAUGAGGCUGAAACGAUGGAGGUGAGGGUUCACGCUUUUGGAAGCCUCCCGAGUUGCUUCGUUUGGUUGACAUACCUUGGCUGAGUGAAUUGAAUGAGCAUGUUUCGUUGAUGAUUCUGUCUCCUUUGUGCCAUACGUUCAGUAGCUCUUUUUCUUCUCCUAAGUAACCAGUGAACUGUUAUUAAGUCUUGCUUCCUGUGAAUCUUGUUUUUGUACGACUGUCCUCUUUUUCCUCACACUGUUGAUUGCAUAUUGCCUGUCCAAUUUUUAACCUGUCUUACUGUUUCCUCUUGUCUAUUCCAAUUUUUUGUCCACGCCACCCUUUAGAUGUACCUCUCCAAAUAUGUUAUUCUGCUCUCUUGGGGAAUGCAGAUUCCUCCCAUGACCCCUUUUUUUUUGGUUAACCUUUCAUUCGAACCCUCGCCUCUGAAAUUGUCCCAUUUUCAGUUCCAACUUUUGCAAUCCUCACUGCUACUUUACAUAGGAGUAUUAGGGUCACAUUGAAAAGGAAAAAUACUACUUAUAGAUACUAAUAUUAUGCAAAAAAACAUGUAUGUCACAAUAAGCAAAUGUUGUAAUAAUAGGUCAGAAUAAUACCUUUUUAAAUGUAGUGUUUUUAACAAAUAUGUAAUAUUACCUGCUAGUACUUGCUGGGGAAGUUUGACACUCAUAAUUCUCGUAAUUUUAAGAUUUUUUUUCGUAUAAUUCUGUGUUUUCAGUGUAGCCCUAAUACUCAACGCUGUUUUGCCAUUUUUAAUACAUACACCACUAAGCCAAUAAAAAAAAAAAAAACACCAAGUGUUUAAAAAAAAUGAUGGGAUGCAGUGAGCCAAAAUGAUAUACAGUGGAACCUCUGUUAGGGUCACUCAUUUGUUCCAGAAGGUCUGACUCGAACCGAAAUGUACUCUAACUGAAUCACUUUCCCAAUAAGAAAUCCAAUGGAUCCAUUCAAUGUGAACACGAAAAACUUUUUCAAGUUCUGCAAUUAUAGUUGUAAUGCAUGUACAUGACGAAUGAACAUGGAUGAAUGAACGUUUAACGUCACUUUUGCCUUGAUUGAAGACUUGAUGGUGCGGCAGUGACGCUACCUUCAUGUUUUGAUUAUGUUUUGCUCAUGUUAUUUUUUAAAUUCAGUGUUUCUCACCAUCAUUAUCAAAAUGCUGGCACUUGCUACUUUUUUUUGGCUCGAUUUGUGAGUUAUUUUGCAACUCUGAUCAAUAACAAAAGCUGAGGCUUGCGGUGUAGCUGUGUUGGUUAGCAAAGAACUACGGAGUCAACCGCUCAUGACGUCGUAGACGGAGCUGGGGGACAAUGACUACCAGUUGCCGAUUCCAUGCUAACAGCAGGCUGCUAACAGGGACGUUUUGUGAUUAAAAUACAUUACGAACACAGUCGGACUCACGCAGUGUAUAACACGACACGACGUGCACCAUAUUGAAUGCGAACCAAGGCAACAUUUUUGCAUCCAUUUUUGACGACAACCGAAAAAUACACUAACGGAGGUUCCACUGUAUUAACAAAUGAAUGAAUGUCUCAUGAGCAGUUAAACAGAUGAACUUUUGGAGCACUGAGAGAAUUGUUUUAAGUGGUUUAAAAGUUUAAGACGCUCUAUAAUACAUUGUAUAUGGUGCUUAUACAUUUUUCUUAUUGGGGAACAUUCUUGAACAAGAAGCGCAGCUUCAGAGGCAGACCUGCUUUGCUGUUUUAGACAAUUAGAGAAAACAAUUGGCACAAAGCAGGUCGUUUUCCUUCCUCAUUUGACUCCAUUCCUUGCCUCUCGAUUUCAAUUUGCACUUAAAGUAGAAAUGGACAGUUAAACACUUAUGUGUUAACUCUCUUCGGCAUUGUACUUAUGCGGGAAAAGGAGUGUCUUUUUUUUUCUUCUUCUUCCAGGCGUAUAUUUUAAGCUCUUUCACUUUUUUCCAGUGAAAAUGCGACCAACCGAUUCAUAGCGCCUCUUCUUCCAUUCUUCCAUUUUCAACCACCCCCUUCCUUCCUUUUAUUUGCAGUUACUAAGUCUUAUUUUCUUUUUUUUUUAUAAAAAAGAAAACACUACUAUAUCACAAUGAAUAGUAGGUUCUUAAAUGUAUUUGAUGUUCUGCUGCAGCUUUUUAAUUUCAACUAUGUCAGCGAUAACUCUUGGUUCAAUUUGACACUAAAUGUGAUGCAAAAAGUGGAAAUUCCUUGUCUUCCAAAAAAAAAAAAAAUACAAGCAAGAAAGAAAGCAUACUUGCAUCCAUCCGUCUCGGAUCGAGUAUUAGGAACAACCCAACUUUUGGAAGUUUUAGUUUGGUACCCAGUUUGCACAUGCUAUGGUAUUUACCGUAAGGUUGUGUUUGGAAACCGAAGCCCAACGUCUGUUCAGCGUUGAGAGAAGUGAAUUGUUUGUUAGCUAUUUGGUCCAGAGUGAAGGACCUGCGUCAGGCUUGUGAUAUGAAGUGUAAAUCUGUUUUUUUUUUUUUUUAUGUUUUUUAUGUUGAGGUUAUUUUUUUGUAAGAUCAGUUAGUGAUCUUAGUACUAUAACUAAGCCAAGUUUGUAAUUGUAUAUUUACUGUAAAAUGUAGAACAUUGAAUAAUUAUUAAAAUUUUCCUAUAAAAGGAAAACUGUUUUGUGUGA